Colletotrichum scovillei is the source of this 3607-nucleotide messenger RNA. Its product is annotated as NupC family nucleoside transporter. Gene Ontology annotation, molecular function: symporter activity; nucleoside transmembrane transporter activity. The transcript has 3 exons. Gene Ontology annotation, cellular component: membrane. Gene Ontology annotation, biological process: nucleoside transmembrane transport. The record is from RefSeq and is a predicted model, not a curated record. Lineage: Eukaryota; Fungi; Ascomycota; Sordariomycetes; Glomerellales; Glomerellaceae. The coding region runs from base 515 to 2350 and encodes 611 amino acids.
AAGAAAGCCAAGGGAUCGAAGUGGGAACACGGAGAAAGGGCCGACUCGACAAACCCGAACGCGCUGUCAGGCGAUGGACACAUGCAACACGCCGCCAUCCCGCCACAGUGCAACAUCGUCGAUCAUUCGCGAAGCUGGAGGAUCCGGAGAAGCCUCCCAUUGUCAGGCCGCAUUAAGCUUCCUGUCUCAUCCCAUCUUGCCUACCAUCUUCUCACUUGACUUACGGUAGAGUCCCAGCAUCUUCAUUAAUCUCAAUUGAUAUUCGUCCGGUGGGCGCAGCAAAAGCUCGCACUGACCUCCCCCCUCCCAGCAUCAUCGUCCCAUCUCCCACUGGAUCACCACACGGUCAAGACGUCGCCUCCCGGCUCCGCUAAUUCCUCUCCACAACUCGCCAAAUUUUUUCUUGGACGGGGCUCCAGUCCCUGAAAAGCUCGUCCUGUUCAAACCUCCCCCCUUACUUCGUCACCAUUCCCGUGCGUAGUGGACGGCACGGCACACAAGCCAAAAGCGAACCAUGCGUCCUACUACUGCAGCAGCGCCGGGCGAGGACAUGUCUGGCACCGACAUGAAGUCCGAGAAGCACGGAGGAGGAGGAGGGCCCGAGAACGAGAUCGGGCCCGGCGGCGAGGCGGGUGUGGAUACUCCUAUUCGCUCUCUUCCGCCCAAGGGCGACGAGACGGGCAAGUCGUCACGCGACAGAGAGGAAGUCGUCGACACGAGCGACUUGGAGGUCGGCACCAACCAGACCGACUCGAUGAGAGAUGCCAAGGGCAAGGGAGCGAAAGUGGCCCGGUUCUAUAGGAAGUUCAAGCUUCCGAUCCACGUGUUUGUAUGGAUGUUGUUCACAGCAUGGUGGAUCGUCGGCCUCGUCUUCCAGCGCGAUAAGAUGGGCUGGUUGAAGUCUUUCCUGGUCUAUCUCGCCAUCACCAUACGCAUCGUCACCUUGUGGCUCCCUGCCGCUGCCGUCAUGGUACCGCUGCGCUUCGUCUGGAAGCACACCGUUGGCAGAGCGUACGACAUAAUCCCCAGCAAACUGCACCAGCCUCUUGCUGCGCUUCUCACCAUUGGCGUGUUCCUGGUCGGUUCCAUGGUCCCGGAGGAAGUGGGAGAGAACACUCGUGCCAGUCGCGCCAUCAGUCUCUUUGGCCUGCUUCUCAUGAUCGGUCUUCUCACCCUCACCUCCCGCGACUGGAGGAAGAUCCCCUGGCACACUGUCAUCGGCGGGAUGCUCACGCAGUUCAUCAUAGCCGUAUUCGUGCUCAAAACGGGCGUCGGCUACGAUAUCUUUGCCUUCAUCUCCGAGAUGGCCCGGACGCUUCUGGGUUUCGCAAAGCAGGGUCUCGAGUUCUUGACGUCGACCGAAGUAUCUGCUCUGACCUGGUUUCUCAUUUCUGUGAUCCCGGCCAUCAUUUUCUUCAUCUCGCUCGUCCAGCUGCUCUAUCACUGCGGGUUCCUGCAAUGGUUCAUCAAGAAGUUUGCCGUCUUCUUCUUCUGGUCGCUUCGCGUCUCAGGCGCCGAGGCCGUGGUGGCGACGGCGACGCCUUUCGUCGGGCAAGGUGAAUCGGCCAUGCUCAUCAAGCCGUUCGUGCCGUACCUUACGCUGGCCGAGAUCCAUCAGGUCAUGACCUGUGGCUUUGCAACUAUCGCGGGAUCCGUGCUGGUUGGUUACAUUGGCCUCGGCCUCGACGCACAAGUUCUUGUCUCGUCAUGCGUCAUGUCUAUUCCAGCAAGUAUUGCAGUGUCCAAGCUUCGCUACCCAGAGACAGAGGAAAGCAUCACUCGCGGUAGCAUCACAGUUCCGGAUGACGAGGAAAAGGCUGCCAACGCCAUCCACGCCUUUGCUAACGGAGCUUGGUUCGGUAUCAAGGUCGCCGGCAUGAUCGUCGCCACACUCCUCUGCAUCAUUUCCUUCGUCGCCCUCAUCAACGGCAUCCUCGGCUGGUUCGGCAAGUUCUUGGGCAUCGACGAUCCCCCAUUGACCCUUCAGCUUGUUCUGGGCUACGUCUUUUACCCCGUCGCCUGGUGUCUGGGUGUGCCCAAGAAGGACCUGCUCACCGUGGGAGAGCUCAUUGGAAUCAAGAUCAUCACCAACGAAUACGUUGCUUUCAACUCUCUGUCGAGCAAGGUCGAACCCUACAUCUCCAUGUCACCUCGCUCCAAGCUCAUUGCAACCUAUGCCUGCUGCGGCUUCGGCAACAUUGGUUCACUGGGAACUCAGAUCGGUGUUCUUUCACAGAUUGCUCCCGGACGCGCCGGAGAUGUGUCACGAGUCGCCUUGUCUGCCUUGUUCGCCGGCGUACUUUCAACCCUCACGUCGGCGAGCGUCGCUGGCAUGUUGUACACUGGCUAGCUUCGGGAUAGAGGCCGAGGCUUAGGCCACGACAAUAGAAUCACAUUACAUUGUAUCAUAUGUAACAAUAGCGGUAGGAAGAUUAUCUGCCGUGACAUGAUACUGCCUGCCAGAUGCGAAGCUAUCCGUCCUCUCUUCACGUGCCAGACGAGUGCAGCAUGCGAACACGACGCUCAUACUUCAACAGUCUGCGGAGCAAGUCUGGGCAUGCUACGCUGCUGAGGCUGAGUCGAUCGCACCGCAAUUGAAUCCAGGCCAACCACUCGCCGGGGGUCUGCGGGAGCCGCCGGACCACCUGAAUGCUAACCGCAGAGCUCUGAGAGAGCCAACAUGUCCCCUUCGGCAUGAGCAACUAACUUUCCUCAGCUGACCGGCAACGGAACUGACCGCGAGAGCGAUGAGGCCCAUGAGAGAGCUGUACCCGUCCUGCAUGCCGCUAACAAACCUUGUGCUUCGCAACGUGUCCCGUUGGGCGUCGCAGUCAAGACAUUCAUCUAGGCUGACUUCAGCUGGCGUUUUCAGCCUCCCUCCCGGUAAGGCGGCAGCGGCCGAGGCUGAAUUCUCUUGACCUCUGUAUCUUGUACUCUAUUCUAGGGACUAGGGACCAUCCGUUUCCCUACGGAAAAACAGGCAAGCCUCCGUGUCUCAAUUAGCGAGGACUGUGACACCAGAACGCUCUGCGCGGUAUCUGUCAAAAAUGCUUCCUCACUGCUCCGGAAUCAGGAGUUAACAGUCAUAGCCUCGGCCUCCGGUUCAUCCAUUGAACCCCUCUCUCGCUACCCCAUACCCCAGGUUAAUCAAGACAGCCAAGAGACGGAUUCACGAAACUCCCCGCCAUUUCACGUAAUAGAAUCUCUCUUGAACAGAUGGCAUAUGAAGUCUGAUCGUUGGGCGGCCAGAGUGUUUGUGGGAGAGAUGAAUGGCGUCAACAGAGGUUCCGCUAGAAUGCCAACCUCUUACGAGAAAUUUACUCCAUAGUACCAAUCCAUUACCCCAUCGCUUCCUUUUCCCCAACUGUGCGUUCGUCCCAAGCUUUUCCAAGAGCUGUUGAAUACCUGGAGAAGGCGUGGAAUUACCGAAUGCACAUGGGAAUUUCCAUAUUGCACUUACUGCCCUAGUUAGUCUCAUCUGGGGUCUGGUCAAUUUGAAGCAUCACUGAUUCGUGAGAGAUCAUGUGGAAGAGCUGGGGAAAAGUGACCCACUGCACACAGAGAUUCUGAAGCACUUAAUUUUCCACACUUUGAAAAACUUCACGAG